This is a messenger RNA of Anastrepha obliqua, 683 nucleotides long. It is a transcript of the gene Adi1, whose product is annotated as acireductone dioxygenase. Bases 59 to 601 code for a protein of 180 amino acids. Gene Ontology annotation, molecular function: acireductone dioxygenase [iron(II)-requiring] activity. The transcript has 5 exons. NCBI's taxonomy places the organism in Eukaryota, Metazoa, Arthropoda, Insecta, Diptera, Tephritidae. The record is from RefSeq and is a predicted model, not a curated record.
GCUUAAUAUCUUUUGUACUGGUUUCAAAUAUAAGGUUUAUUUGUUCGCUAUUCCUAAAAUGGUCAAAGUGUGGUAUAUGGAUAAAGAUCAAGAUGAUCAACGUUCAGAACACCAUCGAAACCCGCCACAAUAUUUUUCCAUAAAAGAGCUAUAUGAAAAAACCGGAGUUGAAUACUUUUGUAUAAAUGUAGAAAAAUAUGAAGACGAUCAAUUGCUUUCUACCAUUCGCAGGAACCGGAAUUACACUUUUGAAGAUGAGAUAACAUGUUCUAAGACGUGUUUACCGGACUUCGAGCUCAAACUAAAAACAUUCUACACCGAGCAUUUGCACACGGACGAAGAAAUCCGAUUGGUACUGGAUGGUUCCGGAUAUUUCGAUGUCAGAGAUGCAACAGAUGAUUGGAUUCGCAUAGCAGUUGAAAAAGGUGAUUUAAUAAUCAUACCAGCUGGCAUAUACCAUCGAUUUACAUUGGACUUAAAUAAUUACAUCAGAGCAAAACGAUAUUUUGUAGGUGAGCCCAUUUGGCAGCCUUAUAAUCGGCCGGCUGAUGGUAUGGAGUGUCGGCAGAAAUAUUUGCGGAAACAAGCUGAAGGAUUUUAAUAUUUAAAGAAUAAGAAGAGAACACGUUAUUGAAAAACUAAUAAUAAAUAAUAAACAAUGAAUAAGUGGGAUAAAUGAAAAA